Messenger RNA from Rattus rattus (black rat), 2877 nucleotides. RefSeq names its product epithelial cell transforming 2 like (gene Ect2l). Gene Ontology annotation, molecular function: protein binding; guanyl-nucleotide exchange factor activity. Bases 1 to 2877 code for a protein of 958 amino acids. The record is from RefSeq and is a predicted model, not a curated record. The transcript has 21 exons. Lineage: Eukaryota; Metazoa; Chordata; Mammalia; Rodentia; Muridae.
AUGUCACUUGGAAACCUUUCCCUGAAAAGUCUGGAAGUGGAGAGCUUCCACACACGGUUCAGUGCCUGGACACCUUUUAAGAACCAGUCCUUAAAUAGACAGCUCUUUCAAGAAAGAGUUACUCUCAUAAGUCACUGGUUUGACCUCUGGACCAACAAGCAGCGGCAGGAAUUCUUAUUCAUGAUCCUUUCACGAAGCUCGAAGUCACAAUUAAGGUUCAUCCAAGACUGGUUUUCGGAAAGGAAGCAGGUGGCCAGAGUGGAUUUCUCGACAGUGUUACCGCGCUGCAUUUCUCUUUACAUCUUUUCCUUUCUGAAUCCAAAGGACUUGUGUGCAGCUGCUCAAGUCAGCUGGCCCUGGAAGUUCCUAACGGAGCAGGAUUGCUUAUGGAUGCCCAAAUGCACUAGGUUCGGGUGGUUUCUGCCCUAUGCGCCAACACAGAACGAGUAUGGUGCUUGGAAGCACCACUACAUAGCUUGUGUGUCCAGCUUGGACUGGCUGACACCCAGGGAAGCUGCCGCUGUUUAUGGAACACUGAAUGAACCCAAAACAGAGGAUGAGGAGCUCCAGGAGAGGCAAAGAGAAAAGUGCCUGAGAAAAACCAUUUGGGAGAAAAUCGCACUCCGCAAGAAGGAGUUGUUCAAAGCUCGACCCCCUUGGCUGACUGGAACACGCUGCUCCAGGUCGAUAAAAUGUACAAGCCUGCCCGGCGGCCCUCAGCUGUGGAGAGACGGGACAGGGUUCUGCGAAGCCUUGGAGAGACAGUUUCUUCGGGCAUCUUUAGAUGCUUUGCCUCAGCGAAGCAACAUCUCGGGCAGUCACUCCUACCCUUCGUUACUAAAGAAAAGCCACCCCGAGGUCGGCAGAACCGACGACAGCUCUUCCUGUGAGUCGCCACUACACGUCAUCCUAAUAUCAUCGCGGAUUCCCGCAUAUGAGAUGGUGCUGGAGAGCGUCAAGGCAGGCGUGGUGGCUGUGCUGUAUGAACCCCGUGGAGUGACUUUCGAGGGCCUGCUUCAUCUCCUCGGCAGAGCUCUACAGGGGCGGAAGGCACAGGGCCUGGGGAUAUUUAGCAGUGGAAACAGCAGAGAAAUUGACUUACUGCAAGGCUAUAAAAUUUGUAUUAAAAAUUUACUGUGGCCUGAAGUGAGAGACUUCUGGGAGAAACUAGGAAGCUGUGUGACCACCGAAGAAGAAGGAGGACACGUAGACUUAUUUGUGCCACUUGGAGCAUCAGAGACAGGUAUAGAAGUGCUUUCUCUGCUAUCUCAACUAACUGGAGCAUCGUUCUCCGCCCCAGCUGGAGUCGCAACUGGUUCCUACCAACACAUUCUUAGUGACUGGCUGGGGCCGCGUCGGGAUGGGACUCCUCCUUCUAACUACUUCAUCGAGUCCAAGCUGCAGGCAUGGUCCAGCUUCACAGAAUUCCUGGAAGACACCUUGAAGUCAGUGAGGAAAAAGCUAAGUCCGCUCUUCCAGAACUUGCAGGAGAGCAUCAGUGGCCGCAUGAUAGGGCAGUUCAUGUUUGACACUCUGGGUAUGGACAGCAUCCUAAAUAACCAAGGCGUUGCACAGGCUCUGGCCGAUGGACUGAUGGAGCUGUCCAAAGAAGGGUCUGACAAACCUCUGGAAUUUUUGUCAUAUUUUCUGCUGAAGAAGUCUAGUAAAAAGAAUGAGGAUUUUGAAGGAGAUUAUGUUCUGACAGAACGUGGCCUGAAAGAAACACAGGAUCCACUCAUGAAGGAAAGAAGCAGCAUAGAAGACAGUUCUCAGGACACGAAGUCAAGUCCAAGCCAACGCAACCUGAACAUGGAGGCCCUGACUACGCUGGAGAGAAGGCUCCAGAUGGACUCAGUAGAGAAACGAACCCGAGUUGUGAAGGAGCUCGUGCAGAGCGAGAGACGGUACGUGCAGAUGCUGGGAAUCGUGAGGGACGUGUACGCCAGGCCCCUGAGGGCAGCUCUCUCCUCCAACAGAGCCAUUCUCAGUGCUGCCAAUAUCCACAUCAUUUUUUCUGACACUCUGCACAUCUUAAAUCUCAACAGAGAGUUUCUAGAUAACCUAAGGGACAGACUACAGGAAUGGAGCCCAGCCCACUGCGUGGGAGAAAUAUUCAUAAAGUUUGGAAGCCAGUUGAACGUAUAUACCAAUUUCUUCAACAAUUACCCAGUUGUCCUGAAAACCAUUGAGAAGUGCAGAGAAAUGGCUCCUGCGUUUAGAGCGUUCUUGAAGAGGCACGAUAGAACCAUUGUUACCAAAAUGCUGAGUCUGCCAGAGCUGCUGCUGUACCCAUCCCGGAGAUUUGAAGAAUAUAUUCACCUUCUCUAUGCUCUGAGACUCCAUACGCCUGCAGGACAUGUGGACCGUGGAGACCUGACCACUGCAAUUGAACAAAUCAAAAAAUAUAAAGACUACAUAGAUCAGAUAAAGGAAAACUUCAAAAUGAGAGAGCAGCUGUCCGACAUGCAGACACUCAUCUGGGGCUGCCCGACUUUAUCAGAAGCAAACAGAUACCUGAUUCGGAUCCAAGAUGUGGUUCAGCUUCAGUGCUGUGAGGAGAAAACUGAAUUUUACUUAAGACUCUACGAACAGACCCAAGACCUCAGCCUCUUCCUCUUCAGUGAUGUACUCCUUGUCACCAGUCGGAGUACAUCUCAUACGCCAUUUGAAAAGACUUGCAAAACAACCUACCGGUUCACUGCCUCAGUAGCCCUUCCCAGGAUACUCAUAGAAGACAUCCCAGACUCCAAAUAUAUCAAGAAUGCAUUUGUUCUUCGGGGUUUAAAACGUGAAUGGAUCUGUGCUACUGAGUCGCCGGAUGAUAAGUUCCUUUGGCUGUCAGUACUCCAACAUGCAAUCAGAAGCAGUAUGAAGUGA